AUGGAAUUUCCAGCACCACACAUCCACCAUUCCCAAACAUCUCACACCCAUACGAUUAUUCUGCUUCAUGGUCGCGGCAGCAAUGGCCUCGAGUUCGCCGAAGAGCUUUUCUCAUCCACAACUUCUAAGGGCAAGAGCCUAGCCUCCUGCCUACCUGCCUAUCGUUGGGUCUUCCCAACCUCACGUGACCGAUGGAGCACUACGUUCCAAGAAGAGAUGUGCUCCUGGUUUGAUGCCUACUCCCUAAGCGAUAUCCAGAAAAGAGAGGAAUUGCAGAAGGACGGAAUAAGAGAGUCAGUUUUGCACAUUCUUGAUAUUCUCGAGGAGGAGGCUAGGCUGCUAGAUGGGCAGCUUGCUCAUAUCUAUCUUGGAGGUAUUAGCCAGGGGAUGGCAACCGCCAUAUGGGCCUUAGUCGCCGGGAUAGGGAUGGGGCGGGUUCAAGGACCACUAGGGGGUCUGCUAGGCUUUUGUGGCUGGUUACCUUUUGCAAAGCAGCUAGAGGGCUUGCUAUACGAACCAACCCUUAGUGGUCCUAGCAUCCAUCAGGCACAGCACCUAAUAUCUACAUUCUUCUUUGAUGAAAUUGCCGGUCAUGAGAUAUCGCAGGCUAACCAACCUGUGGAUAGCUCUGUCUUAUCUACUCCUGUGUUCUUGAGCCAUGGAGCAGACGAUGAGUGGGUAUCAGUGGAACUCGGACGGCAGGCAUCUCGAAUUCUACGGACAAUCAUGGUUCACGUCGAAUGGCACGAGUUCUCUGGGGCGGAGGGCGACGGUCACUGGAUCAAAGAGCCUGAAGGCUUCGACCAGAUCCUUCAAUUUCUUGAGACCUGA
Messenger RNA from Penicillium robsamsonii, 831 nucleotides. RefSeq lists its product as uncharacterized. Gene Ontology annotation, molecular function: carboxylic ester hydrolase activity; palmitoyl-(protein) hydrolase activity. Gene Ontology annotation, biological process: protein depalmitoylation. Gene Ontology annotation, cellular component: cytoplasm. The record is from RefSeq and is a predicted model, not a curated record. Lineage: Eukaryota; Fungi; Ascomycota; Eurotiomycetes; Eurotiales; Aspergillaceae. The transcript has a single exon. The coding region runs from base 1 to 831 and encodes 276 amino acids.